This is a messenger RNA of Amaranthus tricolor (Joseph's coat), 1631 nucleotides long. RefSeq names its product probable protein phosphatase 2C 63. Gene Ontology annotation, molecular function: protein serine/threonine phosphatase activity; cation binding. The record is from RefSeq and is a predicted model, not a curated record. Gene Ontology annotation, biological process: protein dephosphorylation. The coding region runs from base 247 to 1356 and encodes 369 amino acids. NCBI's taxonomy places the organism in Eukaryota, Viridiplantae, Streptophyta, Magnoliopsida, Caryophyllales, Amaranthaceae. The transcript is spliced from 4 exons.
CGCGUAAUUUUAUAAACUUUCAUAAGUCUUCUCCUUUCUUUCUUCUCUUUUCUCGUUUCUCUAACGCGGAUUCUCCAUCCUCCACAGCCUUUUUCCUUUCCCCAUUUAACACCCUACAUCAUCCUUUUUAUUACUCAACUUUAACAAAACCCCAUUUAAAAUUCCAAAUCAAAUCAAAUAAGUUAAUAACUUUCAAGUUCAAUUUCGAUUUCUUUUGUUGAAUUCCAACUGUUUGUUAGGUGAAGAAUGCUAAGAAGUUGUUAUAGGCCAUUGGAGAGGUGUUUUGGGAGAAGAGGGGAUGGAUUGAUGUGGAAUAUGGACAUUAAACCUCAUGCUUCUGGUGAUUAUUCAAUUGCUGUUGUUCAAGCGAAUUCCUCGUUAGAAGAUCAAAGUCAAGUUUAUACUUCUCCUUCUGCUACUUAUGUUGGUGUUUAUGACGGUCAUGGAGGUCCUGAAGCUUCUCGUUUUGUCAAUUCUCAUCUAUUUUCAUUUCUUCAUAAAUAUACAUCUGAGCAUGGGGGAUUAUCAGUUGAUGUGAUAAAGAAGGCAUUUAGUGCAACAGAAGAUGAAUUCUUGAGAUUGGUAAAACGCACGUUAAGUGUACAUCCUCGAAUUGCAUCUGUUGGAUCAUGUUGUUUAGUGGGUGCAAUUACUGAUAAUGAGCUGUUUGUUGCCAAUCUUGGUGACUCAAGAGCGGUGUUGGGUCGAAAAGUUACAGUUAGCAAAAAGGAUGCUGUUGUGGCUGAGAGAUUAUCGACUGAUCAUAAUGUAUCAGCUGAGGAGGUAAGAAGGGAGGUUAAGGCUCUUCAUCCCGAGGACUCUCAAAUUGUUGUAUACACUCGUGGAGUUUGGAGGAUCAAGGGUAUUAUACAGGUAUCGAGAUCUAUUGGAGAUGUCUACCUGAAAAAACCCGAAUAUAGUAGAGACCCUUUGUUUCAGCCAUUGAUCAACCCCAUUACGCUAAAGCAUCCCGUUAUGACAGCUGAACCAUCAAUACUUCGAAAAAAACUCGAGCCAGAAGAUUUGUUUCUAAUCUUUGCGUCUGAUGGCCUUUGGGAACAACUGUCUGAUCAAGCUGUUGUCGAGAUUGUUUCUAAGAAUCCCAGAUCAGGAAUUGCCAAGCGACUAGUGAGAGCUGCCCUUGGAGAAGCUGCAAAGAAGAGAGAGCUUAGAUACAGUGACAUUAAAAACAUCGAGAAAGGCAUAAGGCGCCAUUUCCAUGAUGAUAUCUCGGUAGUGGUACUGUACCUUGAUCAUAACAAGAUCAAUGGUGGAAAUGCUAGAUUAAAACCGUUUCCUGUUGGCUACACCAACGCACCUACUGACAUUUUCUCGUUCAAUGCGGAUUCAAUGUAAAUGAUUUCAAAAGAUGAACCAAAAAGACCCCUGAGAAUAAGUAUAAAUACCGGCAAUUUACAAAUAUUGGCUGGUAACUAAAUAACUGUAGUAAGAUAUACUUAUGGAAUAACAGAACUUUUAGUGAGGGGACUGGGAAAAUCAUACUUCAUAGUGUUGUAGAUAUUAGGUUACAGAAAGUCAUAUUGGUUUAUUAUUUUUGUUUUUUUUUUUCUUACAAAAGUAACAAUAUGUUUUUGUAUGGAAAACUUAGUUGAGUGUUUUACUGAUAUACU